CCCGCGGCCUGGUCGGGUGGCCAAUGAGGAGAAGCUGCGCAGGGCUGUGGCGCCUCGGCAGUUGGCGGAGUCCGUUUUGCCUCUCGCGCCCUUCCCCCUCCUCCCCUGUGGUUUGAACCCGUCGCCGGCCUCGCGGCCUCCUCUCCUCCCGCGAGACUUUGGGGCCCGUCGGCGCGGUCGGAGCCAUGAGUGGGGACGGCGGGGACUGGGACCCCCCGGCCUCCAAGCAGCAGCGCCUCGACUCGGCCUGUCAGUCGCAGAAAGAGACCGAGGCUGCCCAGGCGCUGGCGGACAUGACGGCUUGGGGCCGCGGGCGCCGCGAAAACGCCGCCGGGCGGCAGGGGGCGCCCGAAACCGCCGCCGCGGGGAGCCUGGAAACCGCCGCCGGGCGACAGGGGGCGCCCGAAGCCACCUCCUGGGGGAGCCUGGAAACCGCCGCCCGGCAGGGGGCGCCCGGAACCACCGCCGCAGCUGACCACCCGAGCCCACCCGGGCGGGCCGACGGGAAAGCAGAGCAGCCGGGGGACGGCGAGGGCGGGAAAGAAGGGGAACUAGAAACCGCCGCCCGCCGCUCUAAGGGGGGCCUGGAAACCACCAAAGCGGAGGAGGACGAGGAGGCAGCGGGGGAUCACCGGGAGGGCAGGAGGAAGAGGAAGGAGGCCAGGGAGCGGCGGAGGGCGGCCGAGCGGGCUGCUGCUGCUGUUGCUGCUGCGGAGGACGAGUGCUCCAUCAUCUCGGUGGGUGAAGACGAAGAUGAAGAGGAUGGGGGAGGCCGGGGGGCGCCCACGCCACCCCCCAAGAUGGAGCAGUACCUGGAAGAGCUGGAGGCCGUGCAGCUGGAGCUGGAGGCGGUCAACCAACAGGCCAGCCGGGCCUUCACCCACCUCAAGGCCAAGUUUGGCCACAUGCGGCGGCCCCACCUGGAGCGCCGCAACCGCAUAGUCCAGAACAUCCCUGGCUUCUGGGUCACCGCCGUAUCCUCCUGCUGUGAGAGGGGAAGGAAGGGGUACCAAUAAAGUUGAACCGGUGGCAAUUUGCCCGCCUGCAGGGGCGGCGGCGGCAUCUCCAGGCCACGGAGAUCAGCCCCCCUGGAGAGCUGAUCAGCUCACCUGGAGAGAACGGUAGCUUUGGGGGGUGGUUGCAGCCCCCAAAGUGCCAGGAAUUUCCAACAUGGAGCUGGCUGCCCUGACUUGCAAAGAACACGUAGGAAAGCAGGAACCCAGCGGCACUGUAGAGACCAAGAAAGAUGAUUGUUUGGGUCUGUGUUUAAUGGGGUCACCCAGCUCCAGGUGGGGCCUGGUGAUGUUAGAAAUAUAAGUGAUUUUCAUGCAGGUGGCAAAGCUCAGUUCCCCUGGAGAAAACAGGGCAAACUGUGUGGCACCAAAUCCUUCCCCAGGCCCUACUCCUGGGAUUUCCUGGAAUGUCCCACUCUGCAGUUGGCAUCCUUAAGUCUUUAAUGCACUACUGGAUUCCUCAGAGAGAGCCAGCGUGGUGCAGUGGUUAAGAGCAGCCGACUCUAAUAUGGUGAACCUGGUUCUAUUCUCCAUGCCUCCCGUAUGAGCAGCCGACUCUAAUCUGGAGAAUCGCAUUUGAUUCUCCACUCCUCCUUCACAUUAGUGGCAGACCCUAAUCUGGUAAGCCAAGCUUGUUUUCCCAGUCCUCUGCAUGAAGGGUGACCCUGGGCUAGCCCUAGUUCUCUCCCAGACUUUCUCGACUCCACUAGCCUCAGAAGGCGAGGAGGGGAAAAGAAGGAAUUUGUAAGCUGCUUUUAGACUCCUUUCGGUAGAGACAAGCAGGGUAUAAAUGCAAACUCUUUGCCGCUGUUAGUUGUGAGAGGCUAAUACUGCUGGAAUGAACAAGGUUUUGUUUAAUACAUUUCCAGUCUUGGUGUGACAGACUGUGGUAACCCAGUUCUAACCCAGUUCUGACAUUUUUAGAGAUCCUGGGUAGAGGAAAGAUCUUCCAAAGCCCUGGAAGGAGUGACUGUCCUUGGAGCUGCAAAAUCUCUGAAGAACGAAAGCCCCAGAGGUGUAUUAGAGUUCCUGGUCAGUCAGUCACAAGCCUUUAUUGGCAUAAAAUAAACAUACAAAAUCAGCAUACAAAAUUUGCCCAUUAUUGCUCACAAUUAUAGACACUGGUACUAAAAUACUAAGUACUAAAAUAUA
This is a messenger RNA of Sphaerodactylus townsendi, 2165 nucleotides long. Its product is annotated as testis-specific Y-encoded-like protein 1. Gene Ontology annotation, molecular function: histone binding; chromatin binding. The record is from RefSeq and is a predicted model, not a curated record. Lineage: Eukaryota; Metazoa; Chordata; Lepidosauria; Squamata; Sphaerodactylidae. The transcript has a single exon. Bases 186 to 1016 code for a protein of 276 amino acids. Gene Ontology annotation, biological process: nucleosome assembly. Gene Ontology annotation, cellular component: nucleus; chromatin.